CUCUUUCUGUUCUGUAAUAACUUUGAUUUUUCUCAUUAUUUUUGAUGCUCAUGCAUCUCUCAAAGAAUAAUAAUCUCACCAUAAUAUCUCACAACUCCAUCUUCAACUCUCCUUUCUGGCCUUUCCUUUUACUCUUUUUUUUGAUUUUUUUCUAAGUUUCUUAGCUGUGACAAAUUUCAUUCUUGAUACAUUUUGGUAAAAAGAAAAAAACAGAGUUCUCUGUUUUUUUUUAUAUAUAAAGGAAAUUUCCUUUUGUGGUACAUAUGUGAUUAAUGGAAAAUAUGAAUAUUAAAGAAGGGAAUAAUCAACAUAUGAGUGUUUCAAAUAAUAAUAAUUCAAUAGGGGGAAGAGAUAGUUCUUCUUCACCUACAAAUUUCCAACAAAAUCAAGUUUCAAUGGAUUGGACUCCAGAAGAACAAGCUACCUUGGAGGAAGGCUUGGUAAAAUAUGCCUCUGAGACGAGCAUAUCCCGUUAUGCAAAAAUUGCAAUUGUACUGAAGAACAAAACUGUUCGUGAUGUGGCAUUACGAUGCAAAUGGACCACGAAAAAGGAAAACAGCAGGAGAAGGAAGGAUGAUGCAAAUCUAUUGAAAAAAAAUAAAGAUAGAAAGGAAAAAAUGAUUGAUCCUACUGCAGUAUCGUCCCCCGUGGUAAUGCAGCAGCCUAGUUAUGCUCCAUACACUCAAGGAGUGGUUUCUAAUAAGAAUGAAGGUUUCGUCUCGUACCAUGCCACAGUCAGUAUGACCACACAGCUUAUUCAUCAAAACGCUCGGAUAUUUGAACAAAUUUCUGCAAAUCUUGUGACAAAUCAAAUACACGAGAAUACUCGACUUUUGUGUCAAGCUCGAGAUAACAUCUUCAAGAUUUUACAUAAGUUGAAUGAGUCGUCCUGCACGUUGAAGCAGAUGCCACCACUCCCUGUUAAGUUGAAUGAAGAACUUGCAAACUCCAUUCUUCCCCUUCCAACUCAUGCAUUGAGAUAAUGAUGAUCUCGCGAUACAAAGUCAGACAUCCAUGGCCAUUGAUCUUGAGAUUUUUCCGAGGGAAAAAUGUCAUCUCCACCGCGACAGAGAGAUCAGAAAGAAGGAACAAAGAGAUGACUGAUUCAUGUACAAUAUUUGGGCAUGCUAUACUUGCCUUGUUGCUCGAUCCCUUCCCUGAUAAAGACUUUGUACAGUAAUAAAAUUUAGUUUAAGUUUUAUACACCGACCGACGACUGUAUUUAGAUUUUUCAUAUAUACAAUCAGGUUAAGUGUUUGCUUAUUCUCACUU
Molecule: messenger RNA, 1272 nt
Organism: Solanum dulcamara
Lineage: Eukaryota; Viridiplantae; Streptophyta; Magnoliopsida; Solanales; Solanaceae
Exons: 7
Coding region: 273-983 (236 amino acids)
Source: RefSeq, a predicted model, not a curated record